GAGCCCGGCUCCCUCCUCGUCCCCUCCGCGCUCCGGCAGCGCCAGGCCUCGCCAUGGCCUCCGCGGUCUGGUCUCGCUUCUGUCGCAUCCUCUGGCUCGCUUGCCUCCUGCCUUUAGCCCCAGCGAGGGUGGCGGCAGGCAUGUAUGAACUCAAUCUGACCACCGACGGGCCUGCCACUACAGGAGCAGAGGUGACCAUCUCAGCCAGCCUGGUGGCCAAGGACAAUGGCAGCCUGGCACUGCCCACUGAUGCCCAUCUCUACCGCUUCCACUGGAUCCACACCCCACUUGUGCUCACUGGCAAGAUGGAGAGCGAUCUCAGCUCAACCAUCCGCGUGGUGGGCAACGUGCCUGGGGACUUCCCCGUCUCUGUCUGGGUUACUGCUGCCGACUGCUGGAUGUGCCAGCCAGUGGCCAGGAACUUUGUUGUCCUGCCCAUCACAGAGUUCCUCGUGGGGAACAUCGUGGUUGCCCAGAACACCUCCCUGCCCUGGCCCAGCUCCUACCUCACCAAGACAGUUCUUAAAGUCUCCUUCCUCCUUCAUGACCCAAGCAACUUCUUCAAGACAGCCUCCUUUCUCUACAGCUGGGACUUCGGAGAUGGGACCCAGAUGGUGACCGAAGACUCCGUGGUCUAUUAUAACUAUUCGAUUAUUGGAACCUUCACUGUGAAGCUCAAGGUGGUGGCCGAGUGGGAGCAGGCAAAGCCAGACGCCACCAACGGCAUUGUGCAGAAGACCGGUGACUUCUCUGCCUCGCUGAAGCUGCAGGAAACCCUUCGAGGCAUCCAGGUUUUGGGGCCCACCAUAAUUCAGACCUUCCAAAAGAUGACAGUGACCUUGAACUUCCUGGGGAGCCCACCUCUGACCAUGUGCUGGCGGCUCAAGCCCGAGUGCCUGCCCCUGGAGGAAGGAGAGUGCCACCCCGUGUCUGUGGCCAGCACAGCUUACAACCUGACCCACACCUUCCGCGAUCCUGGGGACUACUGCUUCAGCAUCCGGGCUGAGAAUGUCAUCAGCAAGACACAUCAGUACCACAGGAUCCAGGUGUGGCCCUCCAGCAUCCAGCCAGCUGUCUUUGCGUUCCCAUGUGCCACACUUAUCACUGUGAUGCUGGCCUUCAUCAUGUACAUGACCCUGAGGAAUGCCACUCAGCAGAAGGACAUGGUGGAGAACCCGGAGCCGCCCUCUGGGGUCAGGUGCUGCUGCCAGAUGUGCUGUGGGCCCUUCUUGCUGGAGACUCCAUCUGAGUACCUGGAAAUUGUUCGAGAGAACAACGGUCUGCUCCCGCCCCUCUACAAGUCUGUCAAAACUUACACUGUGUGA
This is a messenger RNA of Urocitellus parryii (Arctic ground squirrel), 1325 nucleotides long. RefSeq names its product transmembrane protein 130 (gene Tmem130). Lineage: Eukaryota; Metazoa; Chordata; Mammalia; Rodentia; Sciuridae. Gene Ontology annotation, cellular component: plasma membrane. The record is from RefSeq and is a predicted model, not a curated record.